Messenger RNA from Suncus etruscus (white-toothed pygmy shrew), 3623 nucleotides. It is a transcript of the gene CAMK2B, whose product is annotated as calcium/calmodulin dependent protein kinase II beta. Gene Ontology annotation, cellular component: cytoplasm; neuron projection. NCBI's taxonomy places the organism in Eukaryota, Metazoa, Chordata, Mammalia, Eulipotyphla, Soricidae. The coding region runs from base 169 to 2058 and encodes 629 amino acids. The transcript has 23 exons. The record is from RefSeq and is a predicted model, not a curated record. Gene Ontology annotation, molecular function: calcium/calmodulin-dependent protein kinase activity; calmodulin binding; ATP binding. Gene Ontology annotation, biological process: protein phosphorylation.
GGGCGGCGACAGCGGCGUAGGUGUGCGGCGCGCUCCUGCGGCCCCGAGCGAGCAGAUCUCGCGUGCGUGCGCUCGCCGCCCGGCGCUGCCAGCCGAGGUGUCGCCCGUGCCCGCGAGCGGGAGCCGGAGCCGCUGCUGGCCGCCAGCGCAGCCGAGCCCGCAGCCGCCAUGGCCACCACGGUGACCUGCACCCGCUUCACCGACGAGUACCAGCUCUACGAGGAUAUCGGCAAGGGCGCCUUCUCCGUGGUGCGCCGCUGCGUGAAGCUCUGCACGGGCCAUGAAUAUGCAGCCAAGAUCAUCAACACCAAGAAGUUGUCGGCUCGAGAUCAUCAGAAGCUGGAGAGGGAGGCUCGGAUCUGCCGCCUUCUGAAGCACCCCAACAUUGUCCGCCUCCAUGACAGCAUUUCCGAGGAAGGCUUCCACUACCUGGUCUUCGAUCUGGUGACUGGUGGUGAGCUCUUCGAGGACAUCGUGGCCAGGGAGUACUACAGCGAAGCUGAUGCCAGCCACUGCAUCCAGCAGAUCCUAGAGGCUGUGCUCCACUGCCACCAGAUGGGAGUCGUUCACAGAGAUCUCAAGCCCGAGAACCUUCUUCUGGCCAGCAAGUGUAAAGGGGCAGCAGUGAAGCUGGCGGACUUUGGCCUGGCCAUCGAGGUGCAGGGCGACCAGCAGGCGUGGUUCGGCUUCGCGGGCACACCGGGCUACCUGUCCCCUGAGGUCCUGCGGAAGGAGGCCUAUGGCAAGCCCGUGGACAUUUGGGCCUGUGGAGUGAUUCUGUAUAUCCUGCUGGUGGGGUACCCACCCUUCUGGGAUGAGGACCAGCACAAGCUCUACCAGCAGAUCAAGGCUGGAGCCUACGAUUUCCCAUCCCCCGAGUGGGACACAGUGACCCCUGAGGCCAAGAACUUGAUUAACCAAAUGCUGACCAUCAACCCAGCCAAGCGCAUCACAGCACAUGAGGCGCUCAAACACCCGUGGGUCUGCCAACGCUCCACGGUGGCCUCCAUGAUGCACAGACAGGAGACUGUUGAAUGCCUCAAGAAGUUCAACGCGCGGAGGAAGCUCAAGGGUGCCAUCCUCACCACCAUGCUGGCCACAAGAAACUUCUCAGUGGGCAGACAGACCACCGCUCCGGCCACAAUGUCCACCGCGGCCUCCGGCACCACCAUGGGGCUGGUGGAACAAGCCAAGAGCCUCCUCAACAAGAAGGCGGAUGGGGUGAAGCCGCAGACCAACAGCAACAAAAACAGCACAGCUGCCACCAGCCCCAAGGGGACGCUGCCUCCUGCUGCCCUGGAGCCUCAAACCACCGUCAUUCAUAACCCCGCCGACGGGAUCAAGGAGUCUUCUGACAGCACCCACACCACCAUCGAGGAUGAAGACACAAAAGCCCUUCCUGUUGCCGUCUGCCUUGCGUCUGUCUGUCCCCUAUGUCCUCCUCUGUCUGUUCACCCAGCCCCCAGGAUCUCUGAUCUCCUGAGCUCCGUGAGGAGGGGCUCAGGGACCCCAGACGCUGAGGGCCCCUUGCCAAGCCCGUCCCCCAGGAUCUCUGACCUCCUGAGCUCCAUGAGAAGGGGCUCAGGGACCCCAGACGCUGAGGGCCCCCUGGCCUGCCUGCCUCCAGCUCUCCCUGGCCCCCCACCCACCCCGACGAGGAAGCAGGAGAUCAUCAAGAUCACGGAGCAGCUCAUCGAGGCUGUGAACAACGGGGACUUUGAGGCCUAUGCGAAAAUCUGCGACCCAGGCCUGACCUCAUUUGAACCCGAAGCUCUGGGCAACCUAGUGGAAGGAAUGGACUUCCACAGAUUCUACUUUGAGAACCUGCUCGCCAAGAAUAGCAAGCCAAUCCACACGACCAUCCUGAACCCGCAUGUGCACGUGAUUGGCGAAGAUGCCGCGUGCAUCGCCUACAUCCGCCUCACGCAGUACAUCGACGGGCAGGGCCGGCCCCGCACCAGCCAGUCCGAAGAGACCCGCGUGUGGCACCGCCGCGAGGGCAAGUGGCAGAACGUCCAUUUCCACUGCUCGGGUGCUCCCGUGGCCCCGCUGCAGUGAAGAACCGCUUGGGCUUCGGGACAGACGGAUGUUCGGAGCUGCCUGCCCUCGGUUGCAGGCCUGCCUGUCGCAUGUUCGUGUCUGCCUCCUUCCUCCCCUGGUGCCGUGUCUGCAGAAAACCAAGACCAGAUGUAAUUUCUUUUUAAAAACAAAAAAAGAGAUGACAGCGACAACCACAACAAAAUUAAUGCUGGAUGAAUUGAGGAAAGAAAACAACAAAACUUCAUCCAGAUCAAGCUGUAAAAAUCACUGGCGUUUGUGGGGUUUUGAACCAACUGGCUGCUCUGUCCCAUUCCACGUGUGUCCGUCUGCUCCUGGCCACCGAGGACAGCCCCCCGCGAACUUGUCCAUCCAGGGCCUGUUGCGUGGUGUAGUGCCCACCCCAGGCACCGCAGCCCCCUCCCCCCACCUGCAUGGCUGCACCUACAAGCCGGCUGUCUUGGGCAGGGGCUGCGGGGUGCUUGCGGGGCUGCUGUCCCUCCUGCUUCCCGGACCUUCCUUCCCAUGCCCCAGGUCUCCAAGUCCUCGCUGGCCCAGACCUCCCAGCUCAGGCCCUUGUGGGGGUGGGGAGGUGCGAAGGAGAAACGCCUUAGUUCCCUUUGUUGGCUGCAGCCCUGUGGGGGGUGGGCAGGGCCCUUGUCCCAGCCUCAUUGCCUGUUUGGGGGCUUUCCCUUCUCUGCUCACCCCUCCCCAGCCCAUGGGGCCGCUCAAGAGCAUGUCUGUCUCCCCACCAGCCCCUGGCCCCUGUUCCCAGGCCGGGCAGGCCGUACUGCAGGAUGAAGGAUGGAAGCAUAGGAGGUGGUGCUGGGGCCCUGAGAGGUGCUUGCUGAGGUGGCGUUUGGAGCUGCAGGGGGAGCUGGUACAGGACAGAGAUGGUCAGGCUGAGCUCUCGGAAACCCCUGAGACGCUUCAUUGUAUAAUGGGGACCAGCCGAGGAAAGAAGGGGGCCUCCGGGCAUGCAGGUGGCAAUGCACGAAGGGUGGGCUGACACUGUCCACUGGGGCACAUGGGGCUGUGGUCGGGGUAAAGACUGCAGAAAGGCGGGACCUGCUGCCCCCAGGACUCGCUGACAUAAUUUUUAACAAGGAUUUUCUUUCUCUUGCCCCCACAAACCGAGCCAAGGGAGAGGCACAGAGUGGGGACAGGACACGGGGGUGCUGACUUCUAAGGGGACCGUCCAUGAAAAACAGUGGACACUCACCCACCUCCCACCCUCUCCCCCAUGGACACAGGGUAACCAUCUGACAGGGCUCAUCACGCACAGCGUGGGCCUGGCCACCACUCAUCUCCUGGGGCUCCUCUGCUCCCACCAGUCCCCACAGCCCUGCCUGUCCUGGACCCUUUGGGGGCCUUUUUUCUGGGGCUCAUUCUUUUGCAUGACCCUUCCCAAGCAGCCACGCCACUGUCCUGACCCCAUCUGCCAUGUGGCGGUGGCGGUGCUGGCCGGCCUCUCCCUCCACUCCCUCUUUUUGCUGAGUUUCAUUGUCUUUUCUUUCUGAGCCUUGUAAGUGUACAAAACUUAUUUUGUUCUGUCUCGGGAAACUGCAAAUAAAAGGACAAAGCGC